Messenger RNA from Rhinopithecus roxellana (golden snub-nosed monkey), 1178 nucleotides. RefSeq names its product adhesion G protein-coupled receptor E1. Gene Ontology annotation, cellular component: membrane. Gene Ontology annotation, molecular function: G protein-coupled receptor activity. The record is from RefSeq and is a predicted model, not a curated record. Gene Ontology annotation, biological process: cell surface receptor signaling pathway; adenylate cyclase-activating G protein-coupled receptor signaling pathway. The coding region runs from base 1 to 657 and encodes 218 amino acids. The transcript is spliced from 7 exons. Lineage: Eukaryota; Metazoa; Chordata; Mammalia; Primates; Cercopithecidae.
AUGUGCUGGGCCAGCUGCCUUGACUUCUGCAAAGCCGCCCUGGCUGAUGACCUUGAGGAGCCUAUGAUCAUCAAUUCCUCAAGAGAGACACUGGCUGAAUGGAUUCGUCAGUCAGUAUUCAAUAUACAGAACUAUUUGAAGGGCAUUCGCUGGGGCAGGGUUAACUGUAAGGUCCGGACUCUGAGACAAGCACUGACUCCUCCUAUUUCUCUCCAUAGUUGCUGGCUGAAUACAGAGACAGGGUUCAUCUGGAGUUUCUUGGGGCCAGUUUGCACAGUCAUAGCGAUCAACUCCAUCCUCCUGACCUGGACCUUGUGGAUCCUGAGGCAGAGGCUUUCCAGUGUCAAUGCCGAAGUCUCAACGCUAAAAGACACCAGGUUACUGACCUUCAAGGCCUUUGCCCAGCUCUUCAUCCUGGGCUGCUCCUGGGUGCUGGGCAUUUUUCAGAUUGGACCUGUGGCAGGUGUCAUGGCCUACCUAUUCACCAUCAUCAACAGCCUGCAGGGGGCCUUCAUCUUCCUCAUCCACUGUCUGCUUAACCGCCAGGUACGAGAAGAAUACAAGAGGUGGAUCACCGGGAAGAUGAAGCCUAGCUCCCAGUCCCAGACUUCAAACAUCUUGCUGUCCUCCAUGCCGUCCGCUUCCAAGACGGGUUAAAGCCCUUUCUUGCUUUCAAAUAUGCUGUGGAGCAACAGUUGAGGACAGUAGUUUCCUGCAGGAGCCUACCCUGAAAUCUCCUCGCAGCUUAACAUGGAAAUGAGGAUCCCACCAGCCCCAGAACUCUCUGGGGAAGAAUGUUUGGGGCCUUCUUCCCAGGGUUGUAUGCACUGAUGAGAAUCAGGGGUUUCUGCUCCAAAUGAUCAUUUUAUCUUCUGUGCUCUGCAACUCUUUGAGUUCCAGAGUUUUUGAGAACAGACCCCAAUUCAAUGGCAUGAACAAGAACAUCUGGCUACCGUUUUGUUUUCUCCCGCCCUUGUUGGUGCAUGGUUCUAAGCGUGCCCCGCUAGCGCCUAUCACACGCCUGACGCAGAGGACCUCUCAAUAAAUGAUUUGUCGGCUGGGCGCGGUGGCUCACGCCUGUAAUCCCAGCGCUUUAGGAGGCCGAGGCGGGUGGAUCACAAGGUCAGAAGAUCGAGACCAUCCUGGCUAACACGGUGAAACCCCGUCUCUACUAAAAA